ACCACUGCUAUGUUUAAGUUAUAACGUAUCCCAUAUAUACUAAAACGAAAUCUAAUAUUUAAGACUUUUCACCUCUGUAAAUGAACUUUAUUAAACGCUAAUAACUUGCUAAUUUCAAGUUCAGAUGACUAACCAAAAACAUAGAAUAUUACUUAUCGAAAAACAAUUUGUUAAUUCCACUUUAAUGUCAAAUUACCUUGUUUAUGAAUGCAAAAUGUAAAAACAAGUUUCGGAUUCGUGGAUUAGCCGAUCGUAGUGGCAUAUAAAAUGCGCAUCUCGGCACCUCGAAUACCAGUUUUUGGCUCUUACGAACUGCGAAUACCGAAGUGUUGUCCAAGUCACCGCCAGUUACCAAUCGCAACUUGAGUAGAGAGGCAACACAAUCCAGCAAUGAAGCAGUUCAUAGUUUUGGUCGUUUGUUUGCUGGCAGUCGCUGCGGCCGAUGUUUCCCAUCUUGUCACCCCGGAACCGAAGGUUCCAGCAAGUCCGUAUGUGUUCAGCUACCAGGCAGGCCGUGCUCCCGGCCAUGUGGACCGCCAGCAUACCGAGGUGUCCGAUGGAUCGGGUGUGAUCCGCGGUGCUUUCUCCUAUGUGGACCCAAAGAACCAGGUGCGCACCGUGCAGUAUGUGGCGGACGAGCACGGCUUCCAUCCCCAGCUGAGCCACAAACUGGAGGACAGCGCCGCCGUCCAGGCUGCCAAGCAAAGGCACUUCGCGGCCUAUAAUCGGAUUGCGCAAGAGCAUGCCAACCAUGCACCAGGCCAAGUUGCACUAGCUAAUGCCCCCCAUGCCAGCGCCGCCGUUGCACAUGCCACCCAGAAGCACCUGAGCGCCUUCGAGCGGAUCGCUGCCGAGCACGCGGCCAUUGGACGGCAACAGGAGGCACAGCGUCUGGCACUGGCCGCCCAGUCCGAGCAUGGAGAGAUCGAAGAUGGACAGUACCAUCCGUAGGAGAUGCAGUUCGCUGAAUGAUGUGAAAAUAAACGGGUAGCUUCCAGAAAAAUCAA
Molecule: messenger RNA, 1007 nt
Organism: Drosophila simulans
Lineage: Eukaryota; Metazoa; Arthropoda; Insecta; Diptera; Drosophilidae
Gene: Cpr57A
Product: cuticle protein 8
Exons: 3
Coding region: 391-951 (186 amino acids)
Cellular component (GO): chitin-based extracellular matrix
Molecular function (GO): structural constituent of chitin-based larval cuticle
Source: RefSeq, a predicted model, not a curated record